Molecule: messenger RNA, 1200 nt
Organism: Canis lupus familiaris (dog)
Lineage: Eukaryota; Metazoa; Chordata; Mammalia; Carnivora; Canidae
Product: keratin-associated protein 10-8-like
Exons: 1
Coding region: 46-885 (279 amino acids)
Cellular component (GO): keratin filament
Source: RefSeq, a predicted model, not a curated record
CCCACACACUCACCCGCACCCACACCCCGCCCCAGCACCCACACCAUGGCCGCCUCCACCCUGUCCGUCUGCUCCAGCGACCUGAGCUACGGCGGCCGCGUCUGCCUGCCCGGCUCCGGCGACUCCUGCCCCGACCCCUCCUGGCAGGUGGACGACUGUCCCGAGAGCUACUGCGAGCCCCUCUGCUGCGCCCCGGCCUCCUGCCUGACCCUCCUCUGCACCCCUGCGAGCUGCGGGUCCAGCCCCUGCCCACCAGCCUGCCCCGGCCCCUGCCAGCCCUCGUGCGGCAGCUGCUCCCCCUGCCAGGAGGGCUGCGGUGUGUCUGUCUGCUGCAAGCCCGUGUGCUGCACCCCUGUCUGCUGCAAGCCCGUGUGCUGCACCCCUGUCUGCUGCAAGCCCAUCUGCUGCACCCCCGUCUGCUGCAAGCCGGUGUGCUGCACCCCUGUCUGCUGCAAGCCUGUCUGCUGCACCCCUGUCUGCUGCACCCCCGUCUGCUGCAAGCCUGUCUGCUGCAAGCCUGUCUGCUGUGAGUCCUCCCCCUGCUGCCAGCAGUCUAGCUGCCAGCCCUCCUGCUGCAACUCCUCCCCCUGCCAGGAAGACAGCUGUGUGUCUGUCUGCUGCAAGCCCGUGUGCUGCACCCCUGUCUGCUGCAAGCCCGUCUGCUGCACCCCUGUCUGCUGCAAGCCCAUCUGCCACACCCCCGUCUGCUGCCAGGCCUCCCCCUGCUGCCAGCCCAGCCCCUGCAGACCCUCCUCCUGCGUGUCCCUCCUCUGUCGCCCCGUGUGCAGGCCCGCCUGCUGCGCCACCCCCUCCCCCUGCCAGCCCAGCUGCUGCCCCCAGACCUCCAGCAUGUCCCUGCUGUGCCGCCCCGUGUGCUCCCGCUGAUGGGGCACGUGCCCCCAGGGCGCUGGGCACAGGCCCCACCCAGGGACCGUGGGCCUCCCGACCACCCCUCAGCCCAGCCCUCACCUGUGCUAGGUGGCUGCCCCCACCCACGAUGGGGUCCCCCUGGGUGUCCACUCUCCUGACCUGACCUUCACCUCCUCCCUCCCAAGAAUGCUGACCCCGUGGCUCCCCGGGGCUCCUGCUCCUGGGACGCACCUCCACCUGCCCUGGGUCACCUGCUUUCCCUCCCAGUUCCUCUGCUCGGGUCACCUGGCCUCGCCCUCUGACCAGUGGGCACCUCCCUGAGCACCCCAA